Messenger RNA from Laccaria bicolor S238N-H82, 210 nucleotides. RefSeq lists its product as uncharacterized. Bases 1 to 210 code for a protein of 69 amino acids. The transcript has a single exon. Lineage: Eukaryota; Fungi; Basidiomycota; Agaricomycetes; Agaricales; Hydnangiaceae. The record is from RefSeq and is a predicted model, not a curated record.
AUGGCCGUUCCCUUCGCAGCGACGCUCGAAGCACUCGAAAAGCUCCCUGCGAACCCGAAGAAUAUCGUGUACAUCAUCUCAGGGCGGGAUGCCUUCUUGGGACGUCGUCUGGUACAUGGCUGUCUGGGCUGCACAGGAUGUUGGAAUUCACCGUCGGAAGCCUUGAGGAUGAGCUGUCUAAGCGAGUCUUCUGGUUUUAAUCGCCUUUGA